Messenger RNA from Tarenaya hassleriana, 875 nucleotides. RefSeq names its product guanine deaminase. Gene Ontology annotation, molecular function: guanosine deaminase activity; zinc ion binding. The record is from RefSeq and is a predicted model, not a curated record. Bases 142 to 702 code for a protein of 186 amino acids. The transcript has 5 exons. Lineage: Eukaryota; Viridiplantae; Streptophyta; Magnoliopsida; Brassicales; Cleomaceae. Gene Ontology annotation, biological process: purine nucleoside catabolic process.
AUAUAAACACCACAACUGGUUGACGUAGCUUCUCACAUCUCUCCUCUCCUCUUCUUCACCCACAAACCCUAUUUUUCUUCUGUGUCCUUCCUCGAAUUCUCUAUAGUUCUCCAUUUUUUGUUUUCUCUGAAGCUCCCGAUCAUGGAUGAAGCUAAAGUUGUGGAAGCAAGCAAUGGGACCAUCUCAGUGGCUUCUGCCUUUGCCGGACACCAAGAAGUUGUUCAGGACAGUGACCAUAAGUUUCUAACUCAAGCUGUCGACGAAGCCUAUAAGGGAGUUGACUGUGGUGAUGGUGGUCCAUUUGGCGCGGUUAUAGUGCAUAACAAUGAGGUAGUGGUCAGCUGCCAUAACAUGGUUCUGAAACACAAGGACCCGACUGCACAUGCUGAGGUUACAGCCAUUAGAGAGGCUUGUAAGAAACUGAACCGAAUCGAGCUGUCGGAAUGCGAGAUCUAUGCAUCUUGCGAGCCGUGUCCCAUGUGUUUCGGGGCCAUCCAUCUGUCUAGGCUCAAGAGGUUGGUCUAUGGAGCCAAAGCAGAAGCGGCCAUAGCCAUCGGGUUCGAUGACUUCAUAGCCGAUGCCCUGAGAGGAACUGGCUUUUACCAGAAAGCUCAGCUUGAGAUCAAGAAAGCUGAUGGCAAUGGCGCACAGAUCGCCGAGCAAGUGUUCCAGAACACCAAGGAGAAGUUCCGUUUGUAUUAGAUCAUCACCAUCGCCAUCAUCAUCAUCAUCAUCAUCAUCCACAUCAUCAUCAUGCAAAACGAUUAACUGAAUAAACUCUCUUACAUGAAAUUGUCAAUUUGAAAAACUCCAAAGUUGGAAAUGUAAAUACUCUGUUUCUUCUUUUAUGGACUUUGUCGUCUUUUCUGUAGCAA